This is a messenger RNA of Neltuma alba, 507 nucleotides long. RefSeq names its product toll/interleukin-1 receptor-like protein. The record is from RefSeq and is a predicted model, not a curated record. The transcript has a single exon. Gene Ontology annotation, biological process: signal transduction. The coding region runs from base 1 to 507 and encodes 168 amino acids. NCBI's taxonomy places the organism in Eukaryota, Viridiplantae, Streptophyta, Magnoliopsida, Fabales, Fabaceae.
AUGGCUCUGGCAAGGCCCGACACUGGCGCUCCUGGUCCCUCUUCCCCUUCAACAUCGCCAAAGUAUGAUGUUUUCUUGAGUUUCAGAGGGGAAGACGUUAGAUAUGGUUUUGCUGCUCACUUAUGCUCUGCGUUGGAUCGCCAAGGAAUUUACACUUUCAGGGAUGACGAGCACUUGGAGAGAGGAGAACUUAUUUCUGAUCAACUCCGCCAAGCUAUUGUGCAAUCUGAGAUCGCCAUCGUUGUGCUCACUGAAAACUAUUUUUCUUCCAGGUGGUGUUUGGAGGAAUUGGUGACUAUCGUAGAUUCAAGAGACGACCGGGGUCAAAUAGUUGUUCCGGUUUUUUAUGGCAUAGAUCCAUCAGACGUACGACAUCAGAGACGAAGCAUAGCCGCAGCUUUUGAGGAACAUGAAGCUAGAUGUUCAGUUGAUACAAUUCGAAGAUGGAGAGAAGCGUCGACUAAGAUUUCAUAUCUGCGCGGUUGGGUUGCAGAAAUUGUUGGGUAA